AUGGUUGCCGAUCGUCACCGACUCGUCAAGCUGGAGGUGGAGGAGCACGAGCUGGAGGACCCGGGCGACCGGGAUGACCUCGACUGGGAGGUGCCGACGGCCGGCGAGAACGACAGCAGCUACGCGGGGGGCCGGUCGGGGGCGCGCCACAACGGCCCCAUCGAGGUGCUGGAGCUGCCCGAGCGAUCGGAGCCUACCCCGUCGCACAAUGACCUGACAUUUAUGGAGCUGGUAAAGAUCAAGGAGGCCGUCACCAAGAAGGUGGAUGAGACUAGCGCCGGAGGUCCCGAAGAGCAUAUCCGGCGGCUACGCAUGGCGCGGCGUCAGGCCAUCUCCUGGGUGGAGACCCGUCUUCGAUCCGAGGCACAGGGAGACAUUACGCCCAGCUCGCACGGCAAGCAGGGCAAGUCCAAGUAUGACGCGCUGAUCACGGCCAGGCCGACGACAGCGGCGGCGGCGCUCACGCCGGCCCGGGCCGCCACCGUCAGCUCGUCACGUGGCAGGGGCCGCCCGCUGCUGCCCAAGCCACCGAUGGUGCGCCUUACCGGGGCGCGGCACGUCACCGUCGAGGGCCAGCCGCCGACCGCCGUCGACGCCGACGACCCCGACUACGACCCGACGGCUGGCGACGACUUCGACAACGAGCGCGCCCGCAAGCUGUCCGCCGCCACCCGGCCGACACGUGAGUCCUUGGCAGCCGCUGCUGACGGGGAUGACCAGCAGCCCGCUGUGUCAACGUGUUGCUCACCAAUCCGCUGUGGGGUGGCCAACACGCGCAUGAAGAUGGAGGGCGUGGCGGAGCUGAGCGAGCGGGUCCGCGGGCAGGCGCGGCCGCCCGCCAGCAGGCGCUACCGUAGUCUGGCCGGCCUGCACGUCGGACUCCGUGAUGUGAAAGUGAACGAGACGCAGGUCUUCAUUGACGCCAUAUAG
This is a messenger RNA of Pollicipes pollicipes, 930 nucleotides long. RefSeq lists its product as uncharacterized. The coding region runs from base 1 to 930 and encodes 309 amino acids. The transcript has 9 exons. Lineage: Eukaryota; Metazoa; Arthropoda; Thecostraca; Pollicipedomorpha; Pollicipedidae. The record is from RefSeq and is a predicted model, not a curated record.